Adineta ricciae is the source of this 1500-nucleotide messenger RNA. Lineage: Eukaryota; Metazoa; Rotifera; Eurotatoria; Adinetida; Adinetidae. The record is from the annotation of a GenBank genome assembly.
AUGGUUGGACCGACGAUCGCAUUUAUUCUGAUGGCACUCUUUCUUUGUGCUGAAAGUAUUCAGAUCGGCUUUAUACAAAGUGUUUCUUUGACUCCUGAAAGUGCGUAUCCCAAGCUAUAUAAUGGCUCAUGUGAGCAGUGCGUGUGUGCAAUGAUAAAUUCAAACAAGACAAUCGUUUCUUUAAACUGCUAUCGAACAAAUAGUACAUGUCAUCUUUUUGGAAAAGCCUUACAAACAAGUCGCAGCUAUUUAAAUACAAAAUCGAAUACUACUUUCUAUUUCCUACAAUUACCACCACAAGAUUUCGUCAGUCUCUCCUGGUCAUUUGACGACACUUUUCAGGAAAAUUUAAAUCAAGUAGAUACCGUACAGGUUAACAAUGUAUCUUUUGCUUCACCUGGUAUAUAUGGACGUGGUUCAGCACUAGCAUUGAAUGGUUCACAGUAUUUGAUGGCAUCAUUGUCUUAUGUUGAUGUGACAUCAAUUGGUUUCACUUUUGAAAUGUGGAUUUACGCUAAACGAAUCACUGCUACUUCAGUGCACCAAGGUCUUGUUGGCCAGUGUAUACACAAAAGCACUAGUAGUUGUUUACAUAUAAGUAUUAGAAGUAGCUAUACUCAUCUCGGCUUUUUUGACAAUGACUGUGUUGGGACCACAACUAUAUACAUUCACACUUGGUAUCAUGUGGCUUUCGUAUACAAUGCUACGAGCCUACGACAAACUGUUUUUGUUGAUGGAAAAGUUAGUUGCAACGACAGUGCAUCUGCCUUAAAUCCACAGGGCUUUACACCAUUAACUAUCGGUACCAUAAUUGAACGCACUUCAGUCAGAUCGUAUUCGGGAUACUUGGAUCAGCUAUCCUUUGUGAAUCGACCAAAAUUUUCGAGUGAAAUACUUAAUGACGCUACGCUUGUUUUCUAUUUCGCCUUCAAAAACGGUUCGUUUCUCGAUUCCGGUUCAAACGGAAUGCUCAGCACGCCUGAAAACAUGAUUGUCAUCAAUGACACUCUUCUAUUUAACCAAACUUCUUCAUCGUUCAAGAUUGAAACAUUCAUGCUCGUGAAUAAAUCUCUUUCAAUUUCAUUACGGAUCAACCCAUUUUCUACAAACAAUAGAACAAUUGUUCACACUUCCGACAAUUUCACAUCGUGGGAUAUGAUUGCAUUUGAUGAUCAAAAUCAGCUUACUCUGCAAACUGAAUACAAUCGAACAACGUUAAUAGGUCCCAAGCUGGUUCCGCAUGUAUGGACACACAUUGUUCAAACAUACUUUGCCAAUGGAAGUGUUGUACUUUAUAUCAAUGGAACAUUAUAUAAUCAAACAGAAGCUUCAUAUUACCCAGCCAGUUGUCAAGUGUAUACAAUGAUACUUGGCGACUGCGCACAAAGGUUUGGAACAUGUAAUCGUAGUGGUUAUGAAGGUUUUAUGGACGAAGUUCGCGUUUAUACUCGAAAUUUAGAUCUGUCAACCAUUGAAAGCUUAAGAAAUGAUCGCAAUUGA